GCCCCAACCCCCGAGCGACGCGAGUGGGCCGGGCGGAGCAACCUUGCCCGGCCAUGGGCGCCCCUUCGCCCGCUUCCUACUCCGCCUGCUUUCUCAGCUGCUUUCUCCUGGCGGCCGCGUUACCUUCCUUGGGAACGGACGCCUGCCCUUCCAUUGCUUGGAUUCCAUUCCAAAAGAGCUGCUAUGCUCUACUUCAGGGAUCCUCAGAGGUCUACGGUAUGGAUGAUGCCAGGGAGCUGUGCCGAGGCAAUGCUUCCGGAGCAGAUAUUAUUACAAUAAAUAGCAAAGAUGAAAAUACCUUUAUUCAAAAUAAUUUUCAUUCAAAUUGGCAUGGUCCAGAAUACAUAUCUCUUGGCAUGUUUUUUGACACAGAUGAUGAUAUUUUCAAAUGGUACGAUGAUUCCAAAGUAAAUUUUACAAACUGGAUAGAGGAAGAAAGUAACAAUGAACUUCUAAACACUUGUGCUACUAUGCAUACAGCUUCAGGUGGAUGGAAAAAAGUGUCUUGUGAACAUCUUCCACUGACUAAUAUCCUGUGUGAAGCUACUGUUCUUUAUGAAAAGACACGCUUCUUUGAAACUGCUUGGACAAGCAUCUUAGUUGUAAUAUCAACAAUAACUGUGGCAAUCUCUGCAGCAUUUCUCUGGUUUCUUUAUCAAAGGAGGAUAUCUUCUAGACCAAGAUAUAGCGCACAUAAUUCCAUCACUCAAAUUCCGCAUGACAAUGAAACGUUUUUUAUAGAUGAAGUUGAAUAUUCUGCUUAACCUGUUUUCAUUUAGAUACUGUUACAGAAAGGGGCACUGGCACAAAAGCAAUCUUUAAAACCAGUAUUAUAAUGAAAUAUAAACCAAAUGAUGCUUAGUUGUUAUUUUAUGUAUAUGAAGUGAUUUUCUAUCUAAAUGUGCAUUUUUCAACAUGCUUGAUAUCCUUUUAAUAAUAUCCAUAGUUUAGAAAUCAUUCUUAUCCAAAACGUCCAAAGAUCCUUUGGAAGGAGGGAACUCCUGCCUUUCAACGACACUGUGCUAAAUUUAUUUUUGUUGACAUUUGCCAACAAAUCUCACAGCACUCAUUUGUUUAUGAAAUUCAGAAUUCCAAUUGUGGACUAAAAGUACCAAACCUUUUUUUAAAAAAUUCCCAAAAUUUGAAAAUACAAGACUAUAAAAUAUUAUCUUUAAGAAAUGUGGAGCAACUGCAAUCAUGAACAAUGGACAAUUUAUUUAAACCUGUAGAUUGUAUCUUUACCAUGAAGUGUGCUUAUAGUGAAUGCCAACAUUUUUUAAUAUUAACAAAAUAUGGAACGAUGGCAAGGACCUUCAACACAAUCCCAAUUUUUUUAUAUAUGUCUAUUUUAAUAUUCUGUUCUUUGAAAUAAAAUUUUGAGUAUUAAUAUUUGCACUUUUUUGAGCUCAAAUAAAAGCGGUAACUAAAAUGGGCCUUUCUAGAAUUGCAUACAUAAAGCAAGUCAGUAUUUACAAUUAGGCUAUCAAUUACUGAGAGUGUAGUGUUUGGGAAUUACUGCUUAUCAUACAAGAGGCUGAAUAAGAUACUGCUUAAACAUUAUUCAAUGCUUGCCUCAUGUUAUAUUGCAGGCGGAAAUCUAUCUAGCAUUGGUCACAAUUAGGUUAAAGUAUAA
Messenger RNA from Notechis scutatus (mainland tiger snake), 1633 nucleotides. RefSeq names its product CD302 molecule (gene CD302). The record is from RefSeq and is a predicted model, not a curated record. Lineage: Eukaryota; Metazoa; Chordata; Lepidosauria; Squamata; Elapidae.